Aspergillus clavatus NRRL 1 is the source of this 3327-nucleotide messenger RNA. Its product is annotated as ankyrin repeat protein. NCBI's taxonomy places the organism in Eukaryota, Fungi, Ascomycota, Eurotiomycetes, Eurotiales, Aspergillaceae. The coding region runs from base 1 to 3327 and encodes 1108 amino acids. The transcript has a single exon. Gene Ontology annotation, biological process: transmembrane transport; metal ion transport. Gene Ontology annotation, molecular function: metal ion transmembrane transporter activity; protein binding. The record is from RefSeq and is a predicted model, not a curated record. Gene Ontology annotation, cellular component: membrane.
AUGUCCCGCUCACGCUCCAGCGUCGCUAGUGACAGCCACGAUCGGCUAGAACCUCAGCUACUGCGCGCAGCGGAGCACGACGACGUCGAAACCCUGCGACAGACGGUCGCGCUGGCUCGCGAGAAUGGCCAGCUCAGCGAUAACUUCCUGCGCGUCGGGCUCAUGCGCGCCUGCGAGCGCGGUUCCGUCGCUGCGACACAGUAUCUCCUGAGUCAGGGUGCGAGAACCGACGUGGCCGGCCAUCGGCUCUCGCCGCUGUUGCGCGCCGUCGAGCGUAACCACGUACGGAUUGUACAGCUGCUUCUCGACUACGGCGCCUCGCCGGCCACGGCGGAUAAGAAGGGCCGCACGGCGUUGAUGACCGCCGCGUGGCGGAACCACUGGCACGUCCUGCAGCUGCUGAUCGCGCGCGGGGCCGACGUCAACGCAAAGGAUCUCCGGCGUAGGAAUGUCCUGCACAACCUGGCGGCGGACAAGCAGUGCGACUGGGGGGAGGAUGUGCUGGAACUGCUGCUGGGGACGGGGUGCGCGCUGAGCGGGGUCAUGGGCCAGGACGAGCUGGGCCGCACGCCGCUGCACUGGGCCUGCGCGACGGGCAAGCUGCGCUUCGCGGAGCUGCUGCUGAUGCCGCGCGCGCACGGCCCCGUUGCGGACGUGGACGCCGUCGAAGCGCGGGGCAAGACGGCGCUGCACAUCGCCGCGGCGCAUGACCGCGACGACAUCGUGCAGCUGUUGCUGCGUCACGGCGCGGACAUCGAGGCGCGCAGCGACGGCGGGUGGACCCCACUGCACAAUGCCUGCGACCGGGGCUGCGUGGUGAACGUGCGGCUGCUGCUGCAGGCCGGGGCGCGUGUCAACGCGCAGCUGCUGAAUGGGGUCACGCCGCUGCAUCUGGCGGCGCAGGCGGGCCACCGCGACAUUGUCGAGUGCCUGCUCGAGCGCCCGGAGAUCAAGCGGCGCGUCCGCGACAAUUUCGGCAGCACGCCGUUCCUGCGGGCGGCGCAAUUCAAGCGCAAGGACAUCGUGCUGCUGCUGGCGCCGUUCAACAACAUCGAGGCUUUGUCGGCGGAUGCCCGCGGCGCGUGCGAGGGCUUCGAGGCGACCGUGGUCGACUUUGGCAACUUCCACAACGAGAACCGGGUGAAGAAGACCUCCGUGUUUAACCUGCUGUACGGGCGCGACGCUGAGAAUCCGCGCAAGCAGGCCUUCAGCACUGCCCCUGCGGACAGCAAGGCCACCGAAUUCCGCUGGAUCCACCUGCCAGCCAACAACAUGGCCUGGGUCGAGGCGCUGCUGACCAAGUCGUUCAUCGAGGAAGGGGCGCACGACGUGGAGGGGUUCAAGGGGCUGGAGAAGUCGUUCAAUUACCAGCAUCGCGGCCAGCGCACGCAUUCCCACUUCAUGCGCCCGCUCUGUCAGAGCACUCCUCGGGCGCGACAUUUCCGCGAUGAAGACCGCGCGAAGGACACGCCGAGGUCGGAGGUCGCCGAGCUGCCCACAAUAGUUGUCAAUGGACAACAGCGGGACACCAAAUCGGCUGAUGAUUCCAAGUCCAAGAAGUCGAAGGCGUACGGGUACAAGCUUGAGCAAACGGACUCCUACUGUCAGGAUGACGGGCUCAGCAGCUCCCAGGGCAAAAAGGGGAAGAGUACGCCCAAACGGACCACGGGGAAGGCCUCGAGCAAGACCGACACGAAGAACGGGAGUAAGAAUCCCCACGACGAGAAGCACCGCGCCCCCUUGUCUUUGUGCAAAGACCACCCGCUCACACCCUCCUGCAACGUCUGUGUGUUCAUGCCGUACUUGCAUUUCGAGACCGCGGAGCGACGGCAGAAGAUGCAGGAGGCGAUCCAGCGGGCGGAGAUGCUCAGUUUCCAGAGUCCGGGCAUCUCCCGGUCAUCGACCCGCGAUGAGAUGCUUAUCAGCGCGCAUCUUGCAUCCUCAACGACCUCGCUGCACGUCCGACGCACGCUUGACCAGUUCUUCUACCCGAACAUCGACACCCAGAGCCGCGAUCAGGACCAGGUGAUCUACCGUUACCAGACCAAGGGACAGGGGCGGGAGAGGUUCCGGUCGGACCCCAAGAUCUUCAUGGUGGACCAGCUGUGGAUGUGGAUCCUGGGGACCAACCUGAUUGUCACCAGUUUCGCGCAGCGGUGGGAGCAGCCGAAGAAUGAUCCGCUCAACGUCCUGGACGGCAUCAUCGAGGACAUCAACUCCAAGACCCGCGAGCCAGUGCGAUCUAUCUACGACCUGGCGAUCAUCAUCACGAACCGCUGCUCGGGGGUCUUUGACCGGCACCGCAUGGGGGACGAGGAGUACCAAUUCCUAGACAUGUUCGAGUCCUCGAUCGGCAUCGCCACGGACCGCGAGACGCUGCUCUUCACGAUGUUCAACCGCGCGUCCGCGCAGGCGUCGGACUGGCUCAAGAACCACCGCAAGCUCAGCCGGUUUGCGCGCAACGCGCAACUGCAGGACGGCGCCCACCGGCCCAAGGAGUUCUGGUGGGAGGAGGACGAGAAGGACGAGGACGAGCAGCCGCUGUUCGUGGACAAUCUGCUGGACAUCGGACAGGAGACGGAUCUACUCGCCGAGGCCAAGGACAUUCGUGACGAGCUCAACAUGAUUCGCCACGUGCUGCAGCACCAGCAGCACGUGCUGGCCGACUUCCAGGAGGUGAUCUGCGAGAUCUACCAGGGCCAGCACCGCUCGCAGUACGAGGUCAAGAAGCGCUUCAAGGAGCAGCAGCGCACCAUCGACAUGCAUCUCAAGGACAUCGACCGCAUGGACAAACAGGCGGAGCGCAUCUACGACUCCAUCACGGACCUGCUCGACUUGAAGCAGAAACACGCCAACGCCUUCGAGGCUCGCUUCGCGCGCGACCAAGCCGCGGGGACCACCCGCCAGGGAAAGACCAUCAUGGUCUUCACGGUCGUCACCAUUAUCUUCUUGCCGCUCUCGUUCAUUGCCUCGCUCUUCACCAUCAACCUGCAGGAGUUCCCGCGCGGGCCCGACGGCCAGGAGUUUCUGUCACUCUCGUACGUGGCCAAGUACAUCUUUGGCAUUGGCUUUGCCAUUUCGAUUCCUUUGAUCUUUCUGGCGCUCUCCGUGGACGAGAUCGGCGAUGGGUGCCGCGAAGGCUUGAGGCAUCUGCGCCGGUGGCUCUCGGACCGGCGACGGCGGCACCGGGAGGGAAACCACGACGAUGACGGGCCGACGGUCGAAAUGGAGAAAAUCAUCAGCAUCACCACGACGCGUCGCAGUAUAGAGGCGGAGUUUGCCGGGACUCUGUUGCCUGUGUCGACCAGGGGGACAGGACGCGCUUGA